CUUGCGGUGUAUCUUGGAAUUUGUAGUUUCAGCCUUUCUUUCGUUAUCAUUUCCGGAAAGACUGACGAGUGGAAGUCUGAAGAGCGCAAGGAUUGUGGGGCGGUUAGAGUGUUUUUCUUUCCCGUGCAGCAACGUAAGAGAGAGGUAGUGACCAGCACAUGGGUCUUAGAGACUUUUGGAAGAACUACCGAUUUUUCAUUGUUACAGGAACUGGCAUGGUGCUGAUACAUUGGGGAUGGUAUAAAAUCAAGUCCAAUCCCCUUUUUCAACCAAAAAAGGAGGAUUAUUAUGAAGAGUCUGACAUUGUGAGAUAUGUGUUGCAGGAGGACAAAGAAAACGAAGGGAAGUAAUUGUGAACUGCUGCAGAAUGAUUAAGAGGCAUAUCUCCCUUACUUAUUAUAGGUCUCCAUCAACAAAAGAUGUAAGGCAGCUGGAAUAGUAGUAAUUGGCUGUCCAUGCCUGGAUUUUUAUCCAUUGGUGCCCAUGUUUACCAUCUACCAAAUUUACCAUCUCCAAAAAUUUACCAUCUACCCAUUUACCAAAAACAGCAAAGCUUUCUUCAAAAACGGCAUGGAAAUGAAUUCAAACAGUCUGGUUGAAUGAAGCAACUUGGGAAAUCAUCACAUUGAUCACAUUGUUUAACAUCGAAUAAGUGCUGUUAAAUCCCUUUGUCCCUGGGAAGAAAACCCAAGGUCUCGCAUGCCUAUGUAUAAAUGAUAAUUAAAAACUCCUUUUGUAGAAACAAAA
Molecule: messenger RNA, 747 nt
Organism: Ahaetulla prasina
Lineage: Eukaryota; Metazoa; Chordata; Lepidosauria; Squamata; Colubridae
Exons: 3
Coding region: 159-350 (63 amino acids)
Source: RefSeq, a predicted model, not a curated record